UGGUCGCCUGCAAAUUGCCCAGCACACAUUGUUUUGUUGUUGUGGUGAGCGGUUGGUAAACUUGUACGCAAGUUCGCAAGUUCGCUUUUGUAACGUUGAUGACGGCGGUGAAAAGCAACGUUUGGCUUAAACUUUUUCGCAUUAAAGUUUUGUAACGUGUUUGAGCGGAAAGUCGCGCUUGAAAGCAAAGAAAGCAUCCAAUAAAUAAUUGCAAUACGCAUAAAUUAAAAAAAAAUCAACCAUUUAAUUCAAAACUGUGUUUUGUGCGUGUGUGUGCUCAACGUAAAAAGAACAACAUUUUGUUGUUGUGUGCUGCACAAAGCUGCAGUGUUUAUUGGUCGAGUGUGCGAUUUUUAUUGCGAGAGCUCGGGAAAUUUGUGUAAAUCGAUUCAUAUAGGAGAAAAUUGUAGAGAAAGGAUUUGAAGUAAAAAAUAUACAAAUCGUGAAAUUCUUUCUCUGAAAAAGUAGCAAGUGAAAAAUAUAUAAGUACAACUAUAUUUUGUGCAAAUUGGAAAAAAAUAUAAACCAAAAAGUUAUGGUUCAAGUGAUAUAGUGAAGUAAAAGAAACACAAAUUGCUCAUUGUGUGUUGCUUAUGGUGUUGCUACAAUUGCGACGCAUCGUGUUGUUUUCGCUGCCAACAACUUUUAAUUCUCUACACUAAAUGAAAAAUCGCCUUUUGGCUGGUAAAUAUCUGAAGAGGUGAGAUAAGCAAGAAAACACAAAAAAGUAACAAAAUAUCGUGAAAAAAAUCAGCUAAUGGGUAGAUGAAAAUCGCUGGUGUACAACUGUGUGGGCAUGAAAAGAUAGAAAUAUUUGUAUAUGCCACAAGAAAAUUGAUUGCCAAUUGCUAAAGCAAAACAAAGUUCAUUAUAAUAUUUGUAUGAUUUUAUGUAUAUUUUUUGAGGUGUGUGUGAAAACUUAUCAAAAUAAAUUGGUGUUGCUAAAUGUUGUUCCUGUGGGAAAAAUCAAAUAAUAACAAAUCGUGCAGUGAAUUUGUUUAGAGCGAAAUAAGUUAAUAACAGCGUGAUAAAAAUACAAAAAUAGAAAAAAAAAACGAAAAUUUAAAAACGCACAUUUGCUGAAAUUUUCCUUUGGCGGUACAGUAGCAGUGAUAAUGUCGACCACUUCGUCUAUUGAUACACCCACAUCACCGAGUGCGCCAUUGCCAUCCCAUCAAUCACACCAUAACCACCACCACCACCGGCAUCAACAUCAACCUCAACAACAUCAAUAUCAACAACAUCAACAUCAGCAUCAGCACCAUCCGCAUCAGCAUACGACCACAGCAAUUGUUGUCAGCGCUGGCGCUGGCUCCGGCUCCGGCCAUCAUCACACCAAUUCGGCCAAUAAUUUCACUCACUUCAGCCGUCAUCGCACCCACUCGUCCUCAUCUUCAUCGAAUAAUUCUUUUACUGGCGGCGUCACUGGCGGUGUUACCUCCAUGAAGUCUGGCACAGCAGUUGGUAACACCAAUAAUGGCAACGGUAACGGCAAUGGCAACGGCAACGGCAACUCUAAUGGCAAUGGCAACGGCAACGGUAAUAACUAUAAACCAAAUAACAGCAAUGACGGCAGUAGCUCCAGUGGUAACGGAUGUGGCGGUGGCAAUGCGGGCAAUAUGCACAAUCAGUCGACACACUCACUACUGACCCCGUCAUCGUCGACAUCCUCGUCACCUUCAGUAUCGGCCUCGGCCUCCACUUCGGCUGCUGUGCAUCACUCACAUCCGUACCAACAACAACAACAACAACAGCAUCCCUCGUUGCAGCAGCAGCAACAACAACAGCAACAAUACACUUCGUAUUCACAACGCGGCGUUGCAAGGCCAUCAACGUCAUUCUCAACCCCUGACGGCACUGUAACCGCUGUGGCCGUCACGACCAUCUCCACGAACACACCGGGCAGCAUGAAGCGCCAUCACACCGACGUAUCGGUGUGCUCGUCCGGUUCAUCGUCGUCUUGCUGCUCUAGCACCGGUUCGGUUUCGGCAGUCGGCGUUAUGGGCGCCACUGGCUCUACAGUGAAUGCUGCCAUCGUAACUACACCAUCUGUGGUAAGCAGCAAUGGCGGUGCGGUGAUUACGCAGAAAUUGAGCAGGACAAUUCCAUCAGAUAAGAUAAAUUUACGUUUAAUACUCGUUAGUGGCAAAACAAAAGAAUUCCUAUUUAAUCCAUCAGAUUCUGCUGGUGAUAUCGCACAAACAGUAUUCGAUAAUUGGCCUGAAGAUUGGGAGCGUGAAGCCGUCUCCAAGGCCGAAAUAUUACGUCUCAUAUAUCAAGGUAGAUUUCUACAUUGCAAUGUAACUUUAGGCGCACUGGGACUUCCGCUGGGCAAAACGACUGUUAUGCAUUUAGUGCCGCGUGAUAAUUUGCCAGAACCCAAUUCGCAAGAUCAAAGGCAGAAAAGUAAAGGUGGUUCCAGUAGAUGCUGUUCAACGACAUGCUGUAUUUUGUAACUAAAUUAGCUCAUAGUAAUUAAAUUAAUUUAAAUAUAUAUAUAUUAUAAUAAUUAUAAUACAUACAUACAUACAAAAAUCCAAAAAAAAAAAAACAGAAACGGAAGAAAGAUAUAUUUUCUAAUAAAUGAAAUAAAUAUAACACAAAUAACCGAGCAUAGUUUUAAAUCAAAACUAAAUAAUAAACUUAACUAAAAUAAAAUUAAUAUAAAAGCGAAGAUGUGAAUUUAGUGGACAGUUUCCAAAUGUGAAGCUUGUGCAAACGAGAAACGUAGCUGGCAAAUUUUUAAAACAAUAGUGAAAAUUAAUAAAAAAAAUUAUAUAUAUCUAAAAUUUACUGAGAAAACUGAAAAUCGGAGCACGACUCAAAAAUAAAAAUGAAAACCAAAAGAUAAUAAUUAAAAAAAAAAACAAAAAGGAAAAACAACAACAAAUUAUAAGCAACAGUUAUGUAAGUGGGUAGAUACGAGUAAGUGUAGGAUGCUAAGGGAACUUAGAGGUUUACAGUUGCCGACCGGUGAACUCCUCGUGCGGAACGGUUAUAAUAUUUAUAUGAUAACACAAUAUUAUAUACUAACUUAUAAUAUUUAAACACUUCUAUUUAUGUAUGUAUGACAUGUAAUUGUAGAUAUAAUAUUUAUAUUAAUAAAAGUAGUGAAUUACAUAGAGAGCCGAGAGCAGAGUUUAAGAUAAGCGAUGAAGAAGAAUGCGCAAGCAAUUUUAAAGUAACAAAAUGUAACGGGGCAUAUGGUAAACGGUAAAUGCAAAUUUACAAAUGUCCAAAUGCUAACUGCUGAAUAACGGUGUUGUGUGACAGUUGAAGAAGUGGAAAGUAGGUGGUGAAGAAUGCUAGGAGGGGUGGAGAGGGGAGUAAAGGUGGCGUGUUGAGGUGAAAUUGAAUUUAGAUAUUGCGUUAUUCCUUCCAUUUUCAUUCAGUUGUUAUUGUAAAGUGUUUGCUAGCUAAAUUUUACUUUAAAUUUACAUUUAAAACAUAUAUAAAUAUAUAUCUACGAUUUACCGUUACAAUCGAGCUGUAUGUGAUUGAUGAUUGUUUGAUUGAUUGUCUGCUUUAUAAUGCUAUGCCGCUGCGCAACAAAAGCGUGAGAUGCAAAUUUUAAAAUAAAAGGAAAAAUAACAAAAAAUAAAAUAAAAAAAAAAAACGGAAACACAACAGCGGUCAAUAGUAAAUGCGAAAAGGGAUUAUAAAAAAUGCAGAAUGUGUAAUAAAAGGCAAAUGAGAAGCAUGAAAACCGUUAUGUAUGUAUUUAGUAUAGAAUUUGCGCUGGCAACUGUUUUGUGUAGCUGAUUUAUAUAAAUAUAUAUUAUAUGUAUGUAUGUAAUUAAAAGUGUUAUUUGUAAAUUCUGUUAAAUCGACGUUUUUUCGGAUGCAAAAACAACAACAAAAAAUGAAACAAAAAAGCAACACUAAAGCAAUUCUCGCAGCAUGUCUUUCACAUAUACACAUACAUACAUACAAAAACAUGCACACGGUUGGGUGUACAUACAUAUGUAUGGGUGUCAUAUGCAAAGAAAUUAUUAAACAAAUUAAAAUAUUACAACUAAAAAAACAAAAAAUAAUAAUAAUAAAAUAUUAUAGAAAUACAAAGCAUACUAGCCACGGGUAAUAAAAUGCAGCCGCGUCAAACAACAAAAAAACGUUAUGUAACAAAAAAAAAAAUAUGGCACACACAUACACACAAUGGAAAAUUUACAAUAUGAUGCAUAAAACACAACAAUGCUCUAUAUAUGUACAUAUGUAUGUGUUUUGCAUUAUAAAAAAUCAGGAACUUACCAAACAGUAAAAUAAAAGCGUAAAACAAAAACAAUAAAACAAACUGCAUUAUUAAAAACAAUAAAGCAAAAUGUAUAAUUAAAAACAAUUGAACAAAAUUAUAUAUAUUAUAUUACAAAUCAAAUAAACAAUAGUCAAAAAUGCUAAUUUAGUGUUCAUUGCCGUGUUUAUAGUUACCAACAUCAAAAUAAUUUUUAUGAAAAAACAAAACAAGCCUAAAAGAUUGCAUACAAACAGAAAAACUAACAGUUAUGUAGAAAACUUGUAAAAAAAAAAAUUUGAAAAAAUUUUAUUAUUAAUUUAAAAAAGUAUUUUUUGUCUAAUUAAUUUCGCCCUGCUAACUUAAUAAUUUAAAAUAACAAAAAAGCUUUUGUUCUUACAAAUACUAUAACUUCUUUGAGAGUUUGCUUGCCCAUUAGUAUCUUGCUGAAUAUUAAGGGCUUACAUGGGUUUACGGGUUUCAAAAGAUCGAUUUUUUCAUUGUCUUAUUAAAUUCUACAACAUCUCUAGAAUAUUGUAUUGUUUUCUAGUUGAUGGCCAAGUUUAAAAUAUUUUUUUCAAACAAAUUCAGUGAACCAAUAAAAAAUUCUAAUAAAAUACUUAAUUUUCUUAUUAAAAAAAAUAUGAAAAAUGCUGUUUUUAUCCCAGGAAGCCUAUGUAACCCCUUAACUACGCAUCAAUUUCCAUUUUUUUUUUCUAGUUAUAUCGAUAGGCUUUAAUUUUCGAGCUUGAAAUUAUCCAUCAAAAUCAGAAGUAUCAUAAAAGUCAUUUCAAUCUCGACGAAAAUUUACUAAAGAAGGCGAAAGAAGAAGAAGUUAUUUCAACAAAAAUUUAUAUGUAUAUUAGGGUACAACAACAAAAAAUUUAUUUAUUUAUUAAACCUAUCCCCGAAAAUGUCUCUAUUUGAUGUAAAAAAGACCAGUAUCGCUCAGCUCUAAAGGAUCGGGUUUAGUUUCUCAUAUAAUUAACUUAGGAAAGAUAACGCAAGUUUUUAAAAAGGUUUUUAUUAUAUU
Molecule: messenger RNA, 5261 nt
Organism: Bactrocera dorsalis (oriental fruit fly)
Lineage: Eukaryota; Metazoa; Arthropoda; Insecta; Diptera; Tephritidae
Gene: UBL3
Product: homeobox protein 5
Exons: 5
Coding region: 1116-2456 (446 amino acids)
Molecular function (GO): protein binding
Source: RefSeq, a predicted model, not a curated record